Molecule: messenger RNA, 1362 nt
Organism: Entamoeba invadens IP1
Lineage: Eukaryota; Evosea; Mastigamoebida; Endamoebidae
Product: TBC domain containing protein
Exons: 3
Biological process (GO): activation of GTPase activity
Molecular function (GO): GTPase activator activity
Source: RefSeq, a predicted model, not a curated record
GUCAAUGGGUUCAUAUACUUUGAGUACAUUCCCCUCAUUGCGGAACCCAUUUUUGAAUUCAUGUCGCGUAAGUCGCAGAGUAAUGUUAUUGAUGUCAAUAAUUUUCAAACUGAAUUUUCGUUCCGCGAGGUUGUCUCUGUUAAGUCGAAACGAGUACGUCCAGCGCUCAUGGGGAAUACUUACGAACUUGUGUCAUUUGAGUUUGAUAAUGCAUUGCCCUUUGUUGUUCCCAGUUACGAGUUUAAGACAAGGGAUGAAGUCGAGAGUUUGAUAGGAUGGAUCAAGAAGAAAGGUGGGAAGGUGACAGUAGAAGACAACGAACACGAAGAGUGUAUUUAUCGGAUUGACGCGCGUAUGGCUAACACUGAGUCUUUCCAACAACGUAUGAAUCGUGUGAGUAUGAUGUGUAUCAAAGCUACGAAUGAUCCUGUCAAGCAAGUUUCUCGGAAACAAUGGGUGAAGAGUAACGGCGUUUUUGAAAUGAACAGUUCCUUUGAAAACUUAACUGGAAAGAGGAGGGAAGAGAUUCGGCGAAUAGUUAAAUACAAAGGAUUAUCGAAAGGGAAGAGUCGAGUGUUUGGGUGGAUGGUGUGUGGGGGGGAGAUCUUAGAAUCUGAAAAAAAGGAGUUAAGGUAUGACAUGGAAAUAGCGCGGUGGAGUGAGCGGUUUCGGGCUCUCAAGAGUCAAUGGAGUCUUUUUCUACCGGAACAACUUGAGCGGUGGAAGAGUGUGCGAGACGUCCAAACACAAAUUCAAAAGGAUUUAAGCAGAACUUUGAUAGAACAAGAUAAAGUUGGAUUACUUCAAGAUAUCCUUCAGAAUUACGCACUUUUUGAUAUGGAAGUGAAUUACAUGCAAGGUAUGAAUGAAAUAGCAUCGAUUUGUAUUAAAGAAGGGAACACCGAAAUUGAAAGUUUCAUACUCUUUACAAUGGCUAUGAAAAUGGUAAGAGAGUUUUAUGCCGAGGCGAGCGUCAAAAAUUUAUGUCAGAAAGUUGCGAUCAUUGUGAAAGUUGUAGACAAGGAGUUGUAUGAGUGGAUGACAAAAAAUGAAAUUGACUUCAUGUUCUGUUGGAGAAGCAUCGCACUACUCUUUAAAAGGGAAUUUAAGAAGGAAGAUGUGUUGCGGAUAUGGGACUUCUUGAUCAGUUACAUCGAAGACAAAAUGUACCUCUUUUUGAUGGUUGCCGUGUUAGUGAUCAACAGAGAGUUUAUUUUGAGUGUAGACAGCUUUGAUGAUUUACUUCAGUUUAUGACGAUGAUACAAAACCAAGACGUUGAGAUCAUUUGGGAUGCGGAUAUGUUGUUUAACCAGUUCAUUCGAACGGCUACUACUAAAGACAAGAACAUUGUCUUCCAUUAA